Messenger RNA from Mugil cephalus (flathead mullet), 4918 nucleotides. It is a transcript of the gene sfmbt1, whose product is annotated as Scm like with four mbt domains 1. Gene Ontology annotation, cellular component: nucleus. The record is from RefSeq and is a predicted model, not a curated record. Lineage: Eukaryota; Metazoa; Chordata; Actinopteri; Mugiliformes; Mugilidae. Gene Ontology annotation, molecular function: transcription corepressor activity; histone binding. The coding region runs from base 1772 to 4366 and encodes 864 amino acids. Gene Ontology annotation, biological process: regulation of DNA-templated transcription. The transcript is spliced from 22 exons.
GUGAACAAACACAAAACAAAAAACGGCAAGCAGCACGAAGACAAGCCACUUUAAGUUGCUGAGAGAUCUCCCUUCACUCAAACAGCCUUUGUCCCAGUGCAUCAUUAAAGUUGUAGGUGAUGUUAAGAAUAUUAAUCAUAAUAAAUAAGGAAGGAAAAUUACAAAACACGCAGGUGGUCAAUGUCACGAUCCAAAAGAAUAACACAAUUUAAAAAAAAAAAAAAUUUAGUAAGCAUAAUUCCUUAAUAUUGGCCUUGUAUCGGAAAGGUUCACAGUGCAGGCACGUCUACACUUUAACAAAAAUCACUGAAUAAAUAUGUGAAUAAAUGCCUGCCCCCUUUUGAUUUAUUCAUGGCUUUCGCAAUGUUUCGACUGCAAGGUCCGAUCGCUUUCUGUAGCGAACAUUAUAUUGCGUUAUUUCCACCUGAUUAAAUAAAAAUCCCCGCUUGUGUUUUUCUUUUGUUGUAAUACGCAUCCAAAGAAAGGGUUGGUCUAUUGUGGAGGAUUAUCUGAGGCAGUAUAUGGUCCCUAUGAGCGACAAAAAAAAAAAAAAAAAUCUGUUCCAGACAACGGAUUAGGUUUGAAGGCUGCGAGGGGGGCUUUCCGAGACGACAAAUACACUUAUUUCAUAAAGGAAGCGUUUUUAUUAGAGCAAAUACGUGGACUCACAGAGGAUUGCACUCACGGCGUCAACGCAUAUUUCCAGCAGUUUCUCCCGCCCUCUCUUCCAAAAAAAAAAAAAAAAAGAAAAACCCCGGCUUGACAUCCUUGUGCAGCAGAAGUACCGUGCAUCAGCAAUGACAUAUUGAAUUUUAAACCAGGCGCUAUUGUGGUUGACUGAAAAGUAUUGACUCAUUCAGCUUUGCAUCUCGCAGUGCGUGGGUAUUUUAUUUACUUUACAAAAUAUCACAAUGGAAGGAAAUAAAGCAACUCGAGGUCAUCUUCAAUAACACGGACCGCAUGACACUUCUCCGCCGAACGAACUGCUUCUCCACCGAUAAAAAAAAAAAAAAAAAAAAAAUCCACUUAUCGAAAGUGGGUCGAUUAUAUGUUCAAUUAAUUGCAGCUCAACCUUUAACUAAGUGUUGAUUCCGCUGGGGAUACAAGGCUUCAGCGACUCGCAGGGCUCACCCUCCCUGACUAGGCGAACGAACGCGAGCUGAAAAACACUUGGCUUUAUUCCUCCUCCCUCCUCCUUUUCUUUUCUUUCCAGCGUGUUACAGAUUUUAGUCUUGACUCUGCUUGUGUGAUAUUUUAUUGUGUGUGUGUCUGUGCGCGCGUGUGUGUUUGUGUGUGUGUAUGUGAAGAUGGAAGUCGGCGUGUGAUGUAGCCAGGCUCAUAUAGGCGGCAGUACAUGCGCAGUGGCCAUUUGUGCCAUAUUGGAAUGAGGUCGUGGACGAGAAACUGCGUAAAGCUGACGAGACGCAGCUCGCGCGAUACCGGAAGUGGCUGGAUUUAAUCCUCGGCGCAGGAAAAAGAAGCUCCCGCUUGUUGCUUUGGCGACGGCUCGCGACACCGGCCGUGGGCAACGUCUUACUUUGAAAGGACGAACCGGGGCUCGGGUUUUUUUUCUAUUCACGUUGGAUUAACACUGCUGCGAGCGAGCGAGCAGGCGGAGAGGAACGGCAUCUAAAAAACCGACUUGGAAAAACUACUUAGCGGUUCAGUCAGAGUCUCGGGUGCUGCAGAAACACUCCGGCAGACUGCAGUUAGCUGUGGUCCACACAGACUGUUAAGUAGCUCCUAGUUUUGGCCUUGAGGGGGCACCAGCAUGAGUCAGGAGACACUGGAGUCUGAUGGAGAAUCUGCUCAGGAUGUGCCCGAUUUUAACUGGGAUGACUACCUGGAGGAGGCCGGAGCCGUGUCUGUGCCCCAUCACAGCUUCAAACAUGUGGACCAGGGCCUCCAGACGGGACUGACUCCGGGCAUGAAGCUGGAGGUAUGCGUGCGCUCCGAGGCAGACAACCCUUACUGGGUGGCCAACAUCAUCACCACAUGUGGCCAGCUGCUGCUGCUGCGCUACGAGGGAUACCUGGACGACCGCCGCGCCGACUUCUGGUGUGACAUCAUGACGGCAGACCUCCACCCUCUGGGGUGGAGCCGGCAGCAUGGCAAGAGCAUGAGGCCACCUGAGGGUGUGCGUGAGAAGCAUCAGGACUGGGAGCCUCUGCUGGAAAAGGCCUUGGCCGAGGAGUGCAGCGCUCCUGCCAACCUGCUGGAAUUGCCUCAGCGUGGUAGAGACCCGGUGGAUCUUCUGUCCGCCGGCUGCUACGUGGAGCUCCAGGACGGCGCUGACCCGGGGCUGGCUUGGGCGGCUGAGGUUGAGGAGAAUGUCGGAGGAAGGCUGAAGCUGCGCCUGCUAGGCACAGAGGGCCUUCCAGACACACCGGCAACCCUGUGGCUCUUUUAUCUCCACCCACGCCUACACCCACCCGGCUGGGCCAAAGAGCGCGGCUGCACCCUCAGGCCUCCUUCAGACCUGUUAGCGCUGCGGAGUGAGGAGCAGUGGGAGGAGGUGAGGCAGAGGAUUAAUGACCUGCCUCAGGAUGAAGCUCUGACUGCAGAGUUUGCAAAGGAUCAGCCUGCCAUUGCUCCUCAUUCUUUUAAGGAGGGGAUGAAACUGGAGGCUGUUGACCCUGCUGCGCCUAUUUCCAUCAGACCUGCUACUGUCACCAAGGUGUUCAAUGAGCAGUACUUCCUGGUGACCAUGGACGACCUUUGCGGCGCUGAGGAGUCAGAGGGUGCAGGCCGGUCUAUCCUCUGUCACAGAGACAGCCCAGGGAUCUUCCCUAAUCAAUGGAGCCUCAAAAACGGCCUCACUCUCAGCCCCCCGCCAGGAUACCAGGGACCAGACUUCGACUGGGCAGAUUACUUGAAACAGUGUGAGGCUGAGGCUGCUCCUCAGCAUUGCUUCCCAACUGAGCAGUGCGACCACAGCUUCAAAGAGGGCAUGAGACUCGAGGCUGUCAACCCACUGUCACCUGAGAACAUUCACGUGGCAACAGUCACCAGGGUCAAAGGACAAUACCUUUGGCUCAGCCUGGAAGGUCUGAAGCAGCCACUGCCAGAGGUGAUAGUUCAUGUGGACUCCCUUGACAUCUUCCCCGUCAGCUGGUGUGAGACAAACGGCUAUCCACUCGUCUACCCCAUCAAGCCCUCAGUGGAGAAAGAAAGGAAGAUUGCUGUGGUGCAGCCAGAGAAGCAGAGAACUCCACCCAAGUCACCUGACACUGUCAAGCAGCAGGUGGCAAAUCCGUCUGAAACAGGGCAGGGGAACGGGAAGUACUGCUGUCCCAAGAUCUACUUCAACCACCGUUGUUUCUCGGGGCCUUACCUCAACAAGGGACGCAUCGCAGAGCUGCCUCAGUUCAUUGGCCCUGGAAAUUGUGUCCUAGUGCUCAAAGAGGUACUGACUCUGCUGAUAAAUUCGGCAUACAAACCCAGCCGUGUGCUGAGAGAGCUGCAGCUGGACCAGGAGAGCCGCUGGCAAGGCCAUGGGGAGACACUCAAAGCCAAGUACAAGGGAAAGAGUUAUCGGGCCACUGUGGAAAUUGUCCGUACCGCAGACCGUGUGGCCGACUUCUGCAGGAAAACGUGCAUUAAGUUAGAGUGCUGCCCGAACCUGUUUGGACCUCGCAUGGUUCUGGAGCGCUGCUCGGAGAACUGCUCCGUCCUCACCAAGACCAAAUACACAUAUUACUACGGAAAGAAGAAAAGUAAACGUGUCGGUCGUCCACCCGGGGGCCAUUCAAAUCUGGAGGGUGGAGUGAAGAGGAGAGGGCGGAGGAGGAAGAGGAGGAAGCAGCUCUUUGUCCAUAAAAAGAGACGUUCUUCAGCUUCAGUGGACAACACACCUGCUGGAUCUCCACAGGGCAGUGGAGAGGAGGAAGACUUGGAUGAAAAUGACUCCCUGAGUGAAGACACUGGCUCUGAGAUGCAGGAUGAUCUGCAGGAUGACUCUGAGCAGUCAGUAGGGAAAUCUCAGCCCACCACACCCUCCCCUUCCCCGCCGGCAACACCGAGGCCAACGCGUAGACGCAGAAAACCCCGCUCGCCUUCAUUUUCUGAUGACGAGAAUCACCCGCCUUCACCAAAGACGUCAAAGGCUGAGCCUCCUCAGAAGCUGUGUUUGGACACCAGCCCCCUGGAGUGGAGCGUUACAGAUGUGGUUCGCUUCAUCAGGACCACUGACUGUGCACCUCUUGCAAGGAUUUUCUUGGAUCAGGAGAUUGACGGACAGGCGCUGCUGCUGCUGAACCUCCCGACAGUGCAGGAGUGCAUGGACCUCAAACUGGGACCGGCCAUCAAGCUGUGCCACCACAUCGAGAGGGUCAAGCUGGCAUUUUAUCAGCAAUUUGCUACGUAGCUGAUGGGGAAAGAACAUGGGACAAGACUGCAUCCUGUUCUGUGUGUUAAUCCUGUGAAAAAAAAACAAAAAACAAUGCAUUUUCCCAUUUUUACUUUUCUAACACUGGACAUCUUUUGGAAUCCUGCUCAUACCACAUCCUGUCGGACAUAAGAGAGACAAGGAAACAUUUCUUCAUCCUUGGGGGAAGAAAAGGGAUGCAGAAAUGAAAAACAGUUUCAGGCUUUUGAAAAGCCUCUCAGAAAGACUGAAAAUGAGGAACUCAAGGCAACUGUGAUGACACAGAAGAGUGUAGAUGCUUUUAUUAAAUUCAGCUAAAUCAAGCCGUCAUCAAGAGAUCAUUUUCAAGUUGAAACUGGUUUAUUUCUGCCCUUGUUAUAACUGAGGCUUUUUAACUUAAUUUUGUCUUGUGAGGGCGUUCAUAUCUCCUCUUUAUUUUUUUUUUCUUUUAAUGAGACUGACUGUGCAUCACUGCUACAACUCUGUUGGUGUGUCCAUUCAUAAUUUCCAGCCUGCCUUGUUUUCUUAAAAAGGUUAUACCACUGAAUCAAA